This is a messenger RNA of Trichobilharzia regenti, 2884 nucleotides long. NCBI's taxonomy places the organism in Eukaryota, Metazoa, Platyhelminthes, Trematoda, Strigeidida, Schistosomatidae. The record is from the annotation of a GenBank genome assembly.
GCACGGGAUUCUGUUAGAGCAGUCGUAGGAAAGUGUGAGCUUUUGUUACAGAAAAAAUUGCCAUUUUUUAAAAGUUUAAUUGAAAUGGCCGAGAAAAGUGUUGAAUCGUGUAACACUGAUGAUAAUGAUACACCAAAAACGGAUUUAAACGAUCUUCUUGGCUAUUGGACUUUAGUAUCUAAUGAAAUUCGUCUAUCUGAUAAUGCUUUUGAACGUCUACGUAUUUGGCGUGAAGACUGUAACUGGUCAGUGGAGCAGUAUCCUGUUACUCCAGCCAGAUCGGAAAUUAUUAAACGUCGUGGUCGUCCACCAAAACACGUAAAAAAUACAACGACAAUAACAUCACAUCCAAAGAGAGGUAAACUGAAAAAUUCUCAACCUGUUAACAGUGAAUUUGUCAACGCGAAUGAAGUAGAGAAUGCGUUAACUUCUCCAACAUCAGACUCAGUUGGUAUUAAAACACCUAAGGUAAUGAAUGAUAUUCGGUUGAUAUUCUGUAUUAACAGUGGUAAUAAUAUUGUUUACAGGUUUAAUCAUUAGUUGACAUCAGUUAGAGCACCAUUGGACCAUUGGAUCGGUUCCCAGUGGGUGAAUAGUCUACUAGCUCGCCUUGUUCAAACCAUAAAUCAACUACCCACUUGGUCCUAGUUCAAUUCCCAGCUGAUCCACUUUUAAAUCUCACUUAGUUAACUAGCCGAUAGUAAACUCGGAAAAGAUGGGGGUGACGGGAGAGGGUGUUGAAGUUAGCAACCUCCUCCCCCCCCCUCCAACUCGUAAAACCAAAUCAACACUGUCUCUAUUGAAAUUUCAAAGCUUAAGGCUUGAUGACCUAUUUUCUAUUCGAAACACGCAGGGAGUAAUAAUAAGAGACCACAACUAACGGUUAUUAAAACACAAACUUGUUACAUCAUGAGUAUCAAGAAAAAUGCGCUCCAAAAAAUUUCAUAGUUUGUGCGCCAAGGCUACGCUACUUCCCAGACGGCCCAGACUGAAGCACAUGGUUAUGCUAAGGGAGUUACUUCUCCUGAGCCUUUGACUUUAAGUCUGAUCCACAAGGUAGGUAGUGAAUCAGCAUCAGGAGUUACGUUCUUAUGAUUGACAGUGACCAUUAGAUCCUUUCGGAUUCUGGAGCCCAUGUACAUCAUAGGUUUUGAAUCAGGGUUUUACAGAUCCCUUAGUUAGACCUGAAUGUCCAUCAGUCCGGUUGUAAGUUCCAGACUUCCGUAUUCACCUCUUCAAUUUUAUAUGAAGUACCCGCCGCGUAAAGACAGUGAAUAGGAUCUGCUUGACAGAGUCUGUGAACACGUGGCCACAUGAAGAUUUCGAGGCAAAGACAGAAGUCUACCCACCCUCGGUUGCACCCGGUGGUUUGUGACGGCUGCUAUAGGAAUAUUUUUUGAACUACAUCAGUGAACUGAACACAGCAAAAUUCUAAUAAUCUUGUGACACAAUUAUUAUUAUCAUUGCUAUAUUCAAUCUCCCAUUAUCAUGUUUCACCUUAUCCCAAGUGUGUGUAUUAUAUCAUAAUCAUGAUAGAUGUGCAUAGUAGGUUAUAUAAUGAGUUUAUAAAGGUUUUGGAUUUUUGGAAGUUUACUAAUCAUUGGAUACCUGGUUGUUGUGAUAUUAACAGUGUGAAAGAGAGACUCUCAAGUGAAACACGUUACUUUUAUGUUUGUAGUGAAAUCGAAGGAGUGCGAGUUGUAAUCAUCCAUUAAGAUGCAAGAAAAUAUGUCAGUUAUAUUUACGCACUGUAUUAGUACAUUCGAUGUAAAGUGUGAAAAUAGAUCGAUAGCAAAAUCAACUGAGUACAGGUAAUGAUCUUUGGUUCAGGUAUUCACAAAACCGGUUUCAUCAAAUAUUGUCUAAAUCUCAAUGUUACUCUAGUCAGUGAAGUGUUAUUAAGUUAUUCAUAAAUGAUUCUGAAGUGUUAAUUCUCGAGGGUUUGAUUAGUUUCAAAUUAAAUCACGAACUGAUAUCAGGGACACUGAAAAACAAUUUCACCCCGCCUUUGAACUCUUGAACAGCACUCAUCUAUGACCCCUUCGGUGAUCGAACGCACAGCUAUCAGGUUAUAAGGUGAACCCGUUGACCAGUGAUAAAUGGUCACGUGGUUAGCCUACUUUUUGUAUAAGAAAAUCAUUCGUUAUGAUAAACUUCUAUCCUUACUUAAUAAAUGUCAUCAAUCCUGCUGAAACACUGUGUAUGCGCCUAGUGUUUAACAAUAAGCCUGUAAGCCUCAUUUUUUGUCGAAUAUAUAUAUUUAUAGAAAGUGUCCAGGAUCUCACAGCAAUUCAGAAAUAUGAUCAGUACUGCGAACAUAAGGCUGAAGAUUACACCGAAAAAGCCAGUGAGGUCUAGAUUUCUUCAGUUUUUAGAAGCUAAAAGAGCUGAAGCUGCUUCAGCUUCGACUCAGAAAAAUCCCUCUCCUCAUAAAAAUAUCGUCGAUGUACUUUCUCCACUUGGUUUACGCCCCGUCACUGGUGUUCGUGAGGAUGAAACUAAUGACAAUAACAAUAAGUAAUCACUUGCAAGAUGAAGUAUUGGAACAACUGAGAGAAAAGAAAUGAAACAAUAUACUUCAGUUCUUCACCGUUUAAUCAAUAAUUUUGUGUACUUAUUCGUUAAUUAUGCUUACUUUACUCGACUAUAUCAUAUUAUUACUAUAUUUUGUUAUUGUUCUUACAAACAUGCAAAUAUUGUUUUGAUAUGUGCACAGUAACUCUGAUAGCUAUAUUCUUCAACAAACUUAAUCUCAAAAGUUUAUGCCUAUUUUUUUCUGUGUAUGUCUGUAUAUGUGUCUAUUCAUAACUUUAUCUUUUCGCUGUUAACACAGAAUUCAUUAAAUAUAUUUCUACAGAAAUAUACAUCAAUACUUUACUUAUCA